AUGAAAACACUUUAAAGACACAAAGGUUUCUCACAAUAAUGAUCACUUACAACUUAUUAUUUAAUCUAACACUGAUAUUUUUCUGUCCAAUCAUUUUUAACUCCAAGAAUCUUGUCAAAAUAAGAAAUGAUCCUGCUGGGUGUGUAAAAACAAAGGAACUAUUUUUGCUAACCAGUGCUUGUAUAAAUGGGGUUUAAACUUGUAGUGCUGGUGUAAAUUUGAGGUGAAAACUAAGGUAAACUGGGUGAUAAGAUCGCAUUUAACAGUUUCAGUUACACAGUCUUAAUUUCUGCAACUAAUUCAAGAAACUAACUUCAUUUAAAGCUACAAAUAUCAGAGUUUAAUUCAACAGAUCCCCAUAACUUUUAUAAGUUAUUUUUUAUAAGUAAUAAUUGUAAACAGAUAUCGGUUUACAGUGCUUUGUGUUUUGGGAUGUGAACCAGAAAGGCAACUGUUAUCUUCUUAAUUUUUUAAGAACUGUCCACUGUAUUUGUGGAAACCUUUACAAAAGUGUCUGAGUAUUUAUUACUCACUAUUACUCUGGAAUAAAUACCAUGAAAAAAAAUCAUGUGGUCAGAAUGUUUUAACAUAAACAUAAAUAUUACAUUACAAAUCAGGUAAAUGAAGCCAGUUUUGUGUUAUUUGGCUUUAUGUAGGUUGUUGCCAUUUUUUCCACUAUGCAGUUUGUAUUUUUGUCUCAUAAUGACAUGGUGCUCGCUUUGUCCAAAACCUCCAUCCAGUAAAAUGGCCCUAAUGCUCCACCCACACAGAGUUACGUGAAUGUUCUCUGCACUUGAAUGUAGGACCUCUUACCCUCCUCACAUCUAACAACCAAAAGACUUCACUUACCAGGUGAGCUGUGUAAAGCUGAGGUGUAAACACACAGACCAUGUCCAGACUGACCGCAGCAUGUUUUGUGUUGGUUCUAGUCGGGUGCAUCAGGGCACAGUUAAGCCACUCCACAGAGUGGGAGAUUGUCCGAAAAACCCGGAGCAAGCGCAUCUCCUGUAAUGUGGACGACGCCUUUUCUCUGAGCUCAUAUGCUCUUCACUGGUACAGACAGAGACCUGGAGAAGGUCUGCGCCGCAUUCUGUACUUUGGAGCAGGCAGUUCAACACCCACUGCUGAAGCUGAUUUUUCUAGCAGGUUUAAUGGAGCCAAAAAAGAGCAAACGACUUCUCUGACCAUUACUAACGCGAGAGAUGAGGACACGGCCACGUAUUACUGUGCCCUGUGGAAGGAUGGCACUGUUACUCAGAGACUGAGAACAUCUGCACAAAUACCAAGGUUUCCUGAUACUGCUUAUUUACAACCACAAACCGUGUGGCAGAAAUCUGUUUAUGCUCUUCUCUUCACUCUGACUGCAGUGGUUUCAGGGCUAAGACUGGAGCAGAAUGAUUUUCUACUGACGAGGCAAGAACGUAAAAGUGUGUAUAUUCACUGCAAAGUGACUGGCCUAAGCAGCUCUUACGUCCACUGGUACCAAAAGACAGACGAUGAAGCUUUAAGAAGAAUCCUUUAUAUCAGCAGCAGUGGUCAGUCAGCUGUUCGAGACACCGGCCAUCCUGAUAGUAAAGACUUUGAUGUAAAGAAAGAUCCCACAGAUCCUAAUGUUUACAACCUGAAGAUAGAGAGUCUGAAGAAAAGGCACACUGGGGUUUAUUACUGCGCUGCCUGGGACAGCAGCCACAGUGACAGUAAUUACACAACAUGUUGGUGUGUGCACUCUACUCCCCCAUCUGAAGUCGAUGACCAUCUCCUUGGUCUUGCUAACAUUGAGGGAGAGGUUGUUAGUAGUGCUCCACUCUGUGAGCAUCCUCACUUCCUCCCUGUACAGCCUCUCAUCAUCGUUGGUGAUUCUGCCGAUUAUUGUGAUGUCGUCGGCAAACUUGAUGAGGCUGUUUAUGCUCUUCUCUUCACUCUGACUGCAGUGGUUUCAGGGCUAAGACUGGAGCAGAAUGAUUUUCUACUGACGAGGCAAGAACGUAAAAGUGUGUAUAUUCACUGCAAAGUGACUGACCUAACCACCACUUACGUCCACUGGUACCAAAAGACAGACGAUGAAGCUUUAAGAAGGAUCCUUUACAUCAGCAGCAGUGGUCAGCUUGUUCCAGACACCGGCCAUCCUAAUCAUAAAGACUUUAUUGUAAAGAAAGAUCCCACAGAUCCUAAUGUUUACAACCUGAGGAUAGAGAGUCUGAAGAAAAGGCACACUGGGGUUUAUUACUGCGCUGCCUGGGGUGGCAGCCACAGUGACACUUCAGAAAGACUGGAGUCUUCGUCUGAUCAUUUUGUUUUUGUACUUGAAGUAAACACUGUGGGAGUGAAAGUCUUCAGCUCAGGAACAAGACUCUAUGUUACAGACAGUCAAAAAAGGGCUCCUGAAACUUCAGUGUACUCAGCCUCCAGUCAAAAAGAAAAUGGCAAAGAUUUGCUGCUGUGCCAGGCUAAUAAGAUGUUCCCAGACAUAGUUAAGUUUACCUGGGAGGUGCAAGAUCAAAACGGGGUAAAAAAGGAGCUGUCAAAUGAAGAAGAAGUUCUGGAGCAGAGAGAUGAGACCGACGGAGUCCAAAUAACCAGCAUGGUCAUCGUAGACAAAAACAAAGUGAAGAACAAUCAAUUCACCUGCCGUGUACAACAUGACGACAAACCUAAAGAUUUGAUCAUUCCUAAAGACAAAACGCCAGCGAUCCAGACGCCUAAUUCAAAAACCUGUCCAACCCAAGGACCUCAGAAGGAGAUUCAACAACUCCCAGAGAAACCUCUUAUUACUGGUUCGUCUGAGCUCAGUCGCAGUCUGUAUCUGUUCAGUGUAUCGUAUGUGAUGCUGCUGCUGAAGAACCUGCUAUAUUUCUGCACCAUCUCUGUCUUACUGUACAAGAGAAGAUCUGCAGACAAGAAAACGCCUUAGAAAUAAACUCACUGA
This is a messenger RNA of Trichomycterus rosablanca, 2926 nucleotides long. RefSeq lists its product as uncharacterized. NCBI's taxonomy places the organism in Eukaryota, Metazoa, Chordata, Actinopteri, Siluriformes, Trichomycteridae. The coding region runs from base 890 to 2911 and encodes 673 amino acids. The transcript has 11 exons. The record is from RefSeq and is a predicted model, not a curated record.